Epinephelus fuscoguttatus (brown-marbled grouper) is the source of this 5222-nucleotide messenger RNA. RefSeq names its product myotubularin 1 (gene mtm1). NCBI's taxonomy places the organism in Eukaryota, Metazoa, Chordata, Actinopteri, Perciformes, Serranidae. Gene Ontology annotation, cellular component: plasma membrane. The record is from RefSeq and is a predicted model, not a curated record. The transcript is spliced from 16 exons. The coding region runs from base 104 to 1927 and encodes 607 amino acids. Gene Ontology annotation, molecular function: phosphatidylinositol-3,5-bisphosphate 3-phosphatase activity. Gene Ontology annotation, biological process: dephosphorylation; mitochondrion distribution; muscle cell cellular homeostasis.
CGUGACGUAGGGUAAGUUCCUGCUGUGGCUUGAGGGAAACAGAUCGACAUUGAGCCACGGGAGAAUCGCACUUUGCGGCCUGUGGAAGCCCCCUCCCUGAGCAAUGGCCUCACCAGUCUCAGUCUACAACUCCAACGCCUUGGACACACACAUCUCCAGUACCUCCAGAGAGUCUCUAAAGAUGGAGUUGUUAGCUGACGUAUCUUUGCUGCCAGGGGAGGAGAGAAUUAUAGAUAAAGACAUCAUCUACAUCUGUCCAUACAGUGGAGCUGUGAAAGGCAAAGUGUUGAUCACCAACUACAGACUCUAUUUUAAGAGCUCAGAUGCUGAUGUGGCGCUGACGCUGGACGUUCCUUUGGGUGCCAUCAGUCGGGUGGAGAAGAUGGGUGGGGCAUCAAGCAGAGGAGAAAACUCUUACGGCCUGGAUAUCACCUGCAAGGACAUGAGGAACUUGAGGUUUGCCUUGAAGCAGGAAGGUCACAGCAGAAGAGAUAUCUUCGAGCUCCUCUUCAAAUAUGCCUUCCCUCUCUCACAUAGUCUGCCACUGUUUGCAUAUGUGACUCAGGAGAAGUACGGCGAGAACGGCUGGGACAUCUACAAACCCGUAGAGGAGUUCAGACGGCAGGGCUUACCUAAUAGCAAGUGGCGUAUAACGUUCAUCAAUAAGAAUUAUGAUCUGUGUGACACCUACCCCACUGUGUUGACUGUACCCUUUAAAAGUAAAGAGGAGGACCUCAGAAGAGUGGCUGCCUUCAGGUCAAGAGGACGCAUACCGGUUUUGUCAUGGAUCCACAGAGAGAACCAGGCGGUGAUCGUCCGCUGCAGUCAGCCUCUGGUUGGUAUGUCUGGUAAAAGAAACAAGGAUGACGAGCGCUACCUGGAUCUUAUCAGGGAGGCAAAUGACACUGCCAAGCUCACCAUCUACGAUGCUCGGCCUAGCGUCAAUGCUGUGGCCAACAAGGCCACAGGAGGAGGCUAUGAGGGUGACGAGUACCAAAACGCAGAGCUCAUCUUCCUGGACAUUCAGAAUAUCCACGUCAUGAGAGAAUCCCUAAAGAAACUCAAGGACAUCGUCUACCCAAAUGUGGAGGAAUCUCAUUGGCUGUCCAGUCUAGAGUCGACACACUGGCUAGAACAUAUUAAGCUGGUGUUGUCAGGAGCCAUCCAAGUAGCAGACAAGGUUUCCAGUGGGAACUCAGUGGUGGUUCACUGCAGUGACGGCUGGGACCGGACUGCCCAGCUCACCUCUUUGGCCAUGCUGAUGCUGGACAGUCACUACCGCACUCUCAGAGGCUUCCAGGUGCUGAUUGAGAAGGAAUGGAUCAGCUUUGGGCACAAGUUUGCCUCGAGGAUAGGUCAUGGUGAUAAGAACCAUGCAGAUCAGGACAGAUCACCCAUCUUUGUUCAGUUCAUCGACUGUGUAUGGCAGAUGACUAAACAGUUUCCUACAGCCUUUGAGUUUAACGAGCGCCUCCUGCUGACAAUCCUGGAUCACCUCUACAGCUGUUGUUUUGGGACUUUCCUUUACAACUGUGAGAGUGCACGAGACCAGCAUGAGGUGCGGACAAAGACGGUGUCUCUGUGGUCUCUGGUCAACAGUAAGAUGGAAAUGUAUUUAAACCCUUUCUACACCCCGGAGUCCGGAAGGGUCCUUUACCCCGUUGCCAGCAUGCGCCACCUAGAGCUGUGGGUAACAUACUACAUCCGCUGGAACCCACGCAUACGACAACAGCAGCAGAGUCCAGUGGAGCAGCGCUACAAGGAGCUGUUGGCCCUCAGAGACGAGUACUUGAAGAAGCUGGAGGAGCUGCAGCUGUCUGACUCCUCCCCUUCCUCCCGUCUGGCUAACAUCCCCACCCCCAACACCUCCUCCUCCACCUCCUCCACACCACCACAGCAAUACACACAGCUACACACUCCCCUCUGAGGGCUGCUUACAUACGCACACACAUACACAAACACAGAUAAACUUGUUGACUUGCACUUAUGUCCUCUUCACUCUGAUUUCUGUCAGUCUCUCACACACGCAGGGAAUUAAUUAGUAUUGUGCAGUCCUAACUGUUGAUAACAGAGAAUGCUAAUAAGAUUUAGAUUUGAUGGGUAAUUCUAACACCAUAGUGGUGAUGAUGGUGAUUUAUGCAAUAUGUCACAGUACAGCCUUGUCAGACUUUUCUACACACACACUCAUCAUACAGGGAAGCCUUAAAGACAUUCAGUGGCUUUCAGUCCAAGGGCUUGAGCACACAGGACACACAGCGGAUGUGCAGAGACAUUCACACAGGCAGCAAAACUCAGCCAUGUUAUGUGUUUUCUCUGAACGUCAUACUCUGAUUUGACAGAAACACACCAGGAAAUCUGUUUGUGGUUUUUUCUACUCACCAUAGAACCACAUACAUCCGCUAUAGGUAGAUCCCGUUACUCCCACUCUUUUUGCUAAGCGAGGCUAACCAUGUUGUUGACCUAUCACAUCAAACUGAUGUUGAUAUUCUCAUCCAUCUAGUUGAGUGUUAAAGUUCAUUUUUAACCAUGGAAAGAAAUUUUAACUCAGGGUCUCAGCUUUCAAAUAAAGUUAAAGGGUAAGUUUGGUAUUUUUAAACCUGGACCCUAUUUUCCCAUGUUUUUGUGUCUAAGUGACUAAUUGGAAGAACAAUUUUUGGAAUUGGUCAAGACAGGCUGCAAUAUAACCAUUCAGGGCAUGGUUGCACUGUCAGUUUACAUCCACUAAAAGUGUUUGUUUUGUCACUGACAGGCUCAGAUUAUUAUUCCGUGUGUCUGACAACAUUAUGGAAAGGAUCCCUACAGAGAUAGACCUUUUGUUAAAGAGUAAGAUCCCUUUUUGUGAAACUUGAAACAGCCCUGAAAUCACUGUUGUCAAAGUCACCAGACUCCAUUUAAACAAAAAGUAAUUUUAUCACCGUAAAAUACACUCCAUUCAAAGUUGACAGAAACAAAAUAAAACUCAAAAAACUUAAAUCUUAGUUCCUUUUGUCACUGUUACAACAAUCACCAACUCUGGUUUGGUUGAAAUAAAUCCUUAAAAAAUAUGCUGGCUCUAUACACACUAAAAUUACUGUUAAUUUAAAUGGAGUCUGGUGAGUUUGGCAAUUGCGAUUUUCGGGGUCAUUCUGGUUAAGUGACCAUUACUCUUUAACAAAAAGGUUUAUCUCUGUAGGAAUCCGUUCCAUAAAUUGUCAGACACAAUAAUAAUCUGAGCCUGACGGUUGCAAAAACAAGCGCUUGUAGUGGAUGCAAAUUGACAGUUUGGGCGAUGGCGAUUUCUGGGCUGUUUCUGCUUAAACAAAAAGGAUCUUUCUGUCUAAAAAAAAAAAGGUCUAUCUCUGUAGGAAUUCUUUCCAUAAAUUGACAGACAGUGGCAAAAACAAGCACUUUCACAGGAUGAAACGGUGCACACAUGCAUCAAGUGGUUACAUUGUUGCCUGUUUCCCUGCUGCCUGGCUGCAGCACCCUCACGCAAUAUUGGACAUCACUCGGACACAAAAACGUGGGAAAAUAGGAUCCAGGUUGAAAAAUAUCAAACUUAUCCUUUAUGCAAACUCCACUCACUGAUGAAAGACCCUGUGAUGCUGUUAUUAUUUUGCCAAACAACAACAAACAUGUUUAUGUGUUUAUAUUUAAAGAGGUAAAGAGAGAAAAGCGUAAGAUUGCCCAUAGUUUGCCCAAUCAUGAGAAAAAUAGAGGCAAGACAUGUCCUUGCAACAUAUUUCAUAUUUGGAUAUCAGAAUGCUGCUAGGUGAAACUUUUGUCUUUGUGAGGUGGGCUCCUGCCCGCGUCCUGCUACACAAGCGUGGGUGUCCUGUGUGAACAAAGCGAAAUGCUAAUCAAGAUGUUGUACAAUUCUCACAUCUCACACUUCUUCCUACUUGCUGCACUGCUACUGCGUGUUGCCCUUUCCCUCGAGGAAUUGAUAAGAAGUGCUGUAGAGCUUGUGCAGCGAAUUGGGAGGCUUUGAGCUUCUACAGUGGAUGUCACUGUAUGUCUCCAGCUAAGUGUAUAUAUCAGGUGUGUCAGAUUUGGAUGGAGUGAUGUGUAAUUUGUUGCUUAACAUCUAAGGGUGAAAGCUUGAGUUGUCUCUGUCACGUGUGGUUUGACAUUGCUAUCAGCUACGCUCACCGAAGCAGUAUGUUCCAGCACUUUCUAAGCUAUAGCGCUGAUAGUAAAUGCAGUUCUAGCCUACAGGCAGAGUUAGGUUAGAAUGAAUCAGUGAUUUACUUUGAUGAAUGCAGCUUUGAUAUGGUUUGAAAUAUAUUUUAGGUGCUCAAGAUAGUUGAGGGAAAUGAAGUGGUGCUGGCCUCUGAUCCUGGAUCACUUCUUGUGCUUCGAUGUUGUCACUAAACACAGACCCUGGAUGGAGAAACCAGCCCAGGUCCAUGAUAGCCUUACCAUGCCAAGAUGUUUGUAACCAGCACACAGAAAUACCAAUUAGCUCUCGCUCCCCUUUAAAUACACUUUUUGUAGACCUGACUGUUUCUAGUUAUUCUAUCCACCCCCACUGUAAAGUCUCAUGUGAACACUCACAUGUAAUCUCAUAAAACAUGUGCCUUUUGGACAGGAGUGUUUUUUCAUCCCACAUUUAAGUUGGAUAUCAUGUGCCUCAGUUUUUACAUUAGAAAGGAAACUUUAAGUCAAUGAAUGAAAUAUUGUUUGCCAGAAUACACCUUUGUGUAGCAUAUUGACUAUUGGUCUCCUCAAACAUCAGCAUGGGAAUUGAUGCAUAACAUGUUAUAACUGAUCAAUAUGAUAAGGAAAGCUAUAAAAAAAGGUGAAGUCAUAAAGGUAGAGGAACUACUCUUGAUUUUUACAGAGAGUAACUUCUGGCAAAUGUAAUGUUCAUGUUGGAAAUUUAAUGGAAGAUAAUUUCUAGCAGAAAAAGAAAAAAUGGAUGCAAUGUUGGAAUGACAAAAAAUAGAAAUAUUGAUUAUUAUAGGGUACCAGGUUUAAAUUAUAACCACCCUUGCCUUGUUCUCACUGUCAGUUUACAAAAUUAAAAGUGCUUAUUUUAUGCCACUUACAGGCUCAGAUUGCGUCAUUGUUUCUGACAACAUUAUCCCUACAGAGAUAGAGCUUUUUGAACUUUUUUGUUUUACAUAGACAGACCCAAAUUUGCCAUUGCCAGAUACUUACUGUCAGUGGCAAAAGCAAGCACUUUCAGUGGAUGUAAAUUGGCAGUUUGGGCAAAGGCGAUUUUUUUUUUUUUUUUUUUU